GCGCCGCAAAUCCCGCCACCGCAGCGGCUGAGCAAAGCCCCUCGAAGCCUCCCCUGAGCCUGGAGGCACGCAUCGCCGCGCGCCAGGAGGACACAGAAACCCUGGAGAUCUUGACGUCUGUGCUGAGGCGGUCGAUUUCCGGCACAGACGAGCAGGGCCGCACUCUGCUCUUCUAUGCGGUGCGCGGGAACCGCGACGACUCUGGCGCCGCUCAAAUCUCUAAGACGGCCGUUGCAAAAGCUGCCCUGGCUGCCCUGGCAGGCUCCUCGGUCGUAGAUGCAGCGCCGCAUUACCUAGUCCAGAGGCGGAACUUCGAUGUGAACUUCCAGGUGCCAAGCUCCGGUCUGACGCCUCUCAUGGAGGCGGCUCGCUUCGGCAACGCUGAGGCUGUAGAGGUCCUCCUGUCUCUCCGAGCUGAUCCGACCCUGAAGGACGCGGCAGGCCUGACGGCGCUGGACAUCGCCAAGUCCCGGUUGCCAGCGUACUUGGAGUUCAAG
This is a messenger RNA of Symbiodinium sp. CCMP2456, 497 nucleotides long. NCBI's taxonomy places the organism in Eukaryota, Dinophyceae, Suessiales, Symbiodiniaceae. The record is from the annotation of a GenBank genome assembly.